AUGUCUUUCAACGUAGCAAAUGACUCUAAUACCACCUCUUCAGCACACUCAAAUCUGGUGGCAAUGUUGGAAAAUGCUGCCCUUUCAUGUGGUGAUAAUCUUCUGUAUCGCUUCUUGGACUUCUCACAAGGAAAGGACUUGAUUCCAAGCCGCAUUCAUGAAAUCUCGUACAAACAAUUUCACAUUCAUGUCAAAUCACUCGCUGCUCUCAUUCAAACACAAUCAAACGUAGGAGAUCGAGCCCUUUUAAUCUAUGAACCAGGAUUAGGGUUUAUCACAUCUUUCAUGGCAUGCAUUUACGCUGGAGUGCUGGCGGUUCCUGUCUAUCCCCCCAAACGAAUGGAGGAAUUUGGAAAACUGGAGAAGAUCCUUUCAGAUUCGCAACCGAAUCUUUUUCUUUUAUCAAAGCAAGUGCAUGAUCAUUUCGAACAACAAGGUAUCAACAAGUACUUUAAAAAGUCUUCAUCAUCGUCCACAUCGACAUCACAAAACUCGAGUUGUCCGACCAAAAAGGAAAUGGACAUGGCGCUUCAGCAACAGUUAGAAAUUUGUCAUGAAGCCUUUGAAGGUUUCAACGUAUUGGUGACCGAUGCCUUAAAGUUCUCAGAAAGCAACAACCUCAUGGCUUUCUGGAAGCAACCAGAAAAUCUUUCAACAGAGAGUUUGGCUUUUCUUCAAUACACGUCUGGUUCGACAAGCGACCCCAAAGGCGUCAUGCUUACUCAUGGCAAUCUUCUUCAUAAUUCGCAUGUUAUUGAAAAAUCUUUUGGACACACCAACAAGAGUCAUGGAAUGAUAUGGCUCCCUCCUUACCACGACAUGGGCCUCAUUGGUGGUUUACUGCAAGUCAUUUACGCUCAAUUUUCUUGUACAUUGAUGUCACCAUUUGCGUUCAUUGAAUGUCCUUUGCGUUGGUUAUUGGCAGUCAGUCAAUAUAGCGCAACAACAUGCGGAGGACCAAACUUUGCAUAUCAACUCUGUGUAAAAUAUUUCCUUGAAAACAAGGAUCACCUAUUAAUGGAUGAGAAUAGUCGACAGUUGUUGGCUUCUGUAAAUUUGAGUAGUUGGGAUGUAGCUUUUGUAGGUGCAGAACCUAUUCGUGAGGAAACUCUCGAACGAUUUUAUCAAGUCUUCAGAGAGUACGGAUUCAAGAAGGAAUCGUUUUAUCCAUGUUAUGGUUUGGCUGAGAGCACUCUGUUUGUUUCAGGAGUGGAAAAAGGAAAAGGGUUCGAUUGUGUGACACGUCAACAGAUGGCAACAACUCUUUCGAAAAGUCAACAACACUCUUCAUCGUCUGAUGAUGAAAGGAAAAAGCUUUCACAAAAAUUUGUAAAUUGUGGCAAGAGUGAUGGUACUGCUUUUGGACAAAUUCUGAAAAUUGUCGACCCUGAAAGUGGCACUGAAUUAACCAGUGAUGACCAAGAAGGUGAAAUUUGGUUAAAAAGCCCAAGUGUUGCAAAGGGUUAUUGGAAAAAACCAGAGAUUACCCAAGAGAUCUUUCAUGCUCGUCUCAAUGGAAUUGAUAUUACUGAAAAUUCAUUUCUGAAAACUGGAGAUUUAGGAUUUGUAAAGAAUGGACAGCUGUUCAUUACUGGUCGCCGAAAGGAUUUGAUCAUUAUUAAUGGUCUCAACUAUUAUCCGCAAGAUAUUGAAUUUGUAGUGUCAGAGAGUCAUGAAAAAGUACGACGUGGAUGUGUGGUGAGUUUCUCAAUAGAAGUGAACGGAAACGAGAACUUUGUCGUUGUGGCAGAAACCAAAGCAACAGAGUCAACAGAGUUUGAUAACAUCAUUCAUGCAAUGAGGAAAGCCAUUGUUGAGAAUUUGGGUGUUUCCUUAUAUUGCGCUCUCGCUUGCAUCAUUCUCAUGAAACCACACGGUUUGCAAAAAACAACAAGUGGAAAAGUCAGACGUCAACCAACAAAAGGUGCUUUCCUCAAUAACAAACUGAACACAAAACAUAUUGUUCAUCGUUGGGAUAGGCAAUCGGAGACAGAAGAGGACACGGCCGCUCAAUUACCUCACACACCAACAGAAAUACAACUUGCCAAAGUCUGGAAGGAUGUCCUAAAUACAGGAACGGAGCCUUACUUGAAUAGUCAUUUCCUGCUCCAAGGAGGCAGUUCUAUUCAGCUCAUCCAACUUCAAACUCGAAUUCAGCAACAAUUUCACGUGAAUUUGAGCUUAUCAAAAUUGCUGACAUCACCCACCUUGCAAGCCAUGGCAAAAGUAAUUGAACAAGAAGAGAAGGAGAGCAUAGAAACCUCCUCAAUCAUUGCUAUGGCCAAGGAAAGACCAAUUACUAUUCCACUCUCCUAUUCUCAACAGAGAUUUUGGUUUUUACAUCACUUGAUUGCCGAUGCUGCCAUUCAUAAUGUGUUUUCUGCAGUUCGUAUGAAAGGAAAGCUCGACAUGCAAGCACUCACUCGCUCUUUGAUGACCAUCAUGGACCGCCACGAAAGUUUACGUUCUUGUUUUCCAGAGUAUGAUUCCUCACCUUAUCAAUUCGUUCACGAAAAGAGUAAUUUCACAUUGAGAGAAUAUAAUCUUCAGCAUUUUAUGGAAGAGACAAGUCGAGAAGAAGAAGCGAAUCGAAUCUUGUUAGCAGAGGUGAAGAAGCCAUUCACCUUACAAGAAGCACCUUUGGUUCGUGGAUGCUUGAUCCAAAUGUCUAAAGAGGAACACAUUCUUGCAUUGACAUUCCAUCAUAUUAUCAUCGAUGGAUGGUCCAUGUCUCUACUUAUCGAAGAUUUCACGCGUUGCUACAAUGCAUACAAGCAUCAUCAACAGCAACCUCUUUUGGCAGAUCGUAUACUGCAAUAUCCAGAAUAUACCAUUUGGCAACACGAAAAUUUACAACGAGAAGACAAGCUGGAGAAACAGUUAGCUUACUGGGAACAUCAACUCAAAGAUUUACCAAACACCCUUAAAUUACCAGCAGAGCAGGCCAAUGUGUUGUCGGGUGGAUGUUUUGAAGGUGCACAUUAUCGAUUCAAAAUUGAUGCUCCCAUGUUGACAGAAUUGAAAAUUCUGACACAAUCGCAACAUGCCACUCUCUUCAUGGGGUUAUUGGCUCUCUUCAAUGUCCUUCUAUUCCGCUACUGUGACGAGACCGACCUUGUCGUGGGUUCUCCAGUAGUGAAUCGACAACAACAUGUCGAGCUAGAAUCCAUGGUUGGUUUAAUGGUGAACACACUCGUGUUGAGAAAUCAAGUAGACCCCAAUGCUGGUUUUAUCGGUUUGCUGGCACGAGCAAAGCAAACAGUUCUUUCUGCUUUUGAGAAUCAAGAGGUUCCAUUCCAACAAGUGGUGGACCGCCUUAAAGUUCCACGUGACUCGAAUGAAAAUCCUCUAUUCCAAGUAAUGUUGGCUAUGCAUAGUCCUCUCAGAGAAGUUCGUUUGGAUGAGCUGUGUAUGGAACCAGUGUUCAUCGAUAAUGGAACUUCCAUGUUUCAUUUAACACUUGAAGUGCAAGAAAUGAUGGAUGGUGCUCUGGCUUGUUCUUUCGAAUAUCGUACCGAUCUGUUCAAUGCAAGUACCAUCGAACGAAUGGCCACCAAUUUUGUGGUGUUGUUGCAGUCGGCCAUUAAGGAACCACAACGCCCUAUUAAAGAAUUGCCACUGGUUGGUGAAGCAGAACGUCAUCAGCUCUUGGAGGUUUGGAAUGAAAGAAUAAGUCCUCCUAACAAAUUGUUGCAUCAAUUAGUAGAAGAGCAAGCGCGAAAAACUCCCAAUAACAUUGCCCUCCUUUUUGGAGAUCAAACGUGCACGUAUGAGGUUCUUAAUGCAAAGGCCAAUCAAUUGGCUUUGAGAUUGCGAGAAAUCUCCUUAAGUAACAACGGCGGCAAUAAUCCAUUCAUUGCCAUCAGUAUGGAAAGGAGCUUCGAGCUUCUUGUUGGUCUUUUAGCCAUCCUUAAAUCAGGACAUGCUUACUUACCUCUGGAUCCUACGUAUCCAGAAGAACGUUUACAAUACAUGCUUAUGGAUUCUCAAGCAGGCAUCUUGCUUACUCAUUCAUGCUUGAAUGAAAAGUUUAGUUCCUACCAAGGAAAUAGGGUAUUUGUUGACAAGUUGAGUGACGAUCUUUCUUUGGAAAAUGUCGAGUCCAAUGUGAACCCAGAUGAUCUUGCUUACCUUAUUUACACCUCUGGUUCCACUGGUAAGCCAAAGGGUGCCAUGCUCACUCAUCGCAAUGUCGUCAAUACGUUGACAGGUCUCGUACAACUCUAUGAAAUGCAGUCAACUGAUAAGUUCAUUCACUACAGUUCUUAUAGUUUUGAUGUCUCUUUGGAAGAACUGUUUCUUCCUUUGGUAACAGGAGCAACAGUGGUGAUUGCAAAGCCCAAUAUUCAGUAUCAACUGGAAGAUUUAGUGGAUUUGAUCUAUUCCUCAAAAGCCACUCUUUUCGGAAUUACACCAAGUUUGUGGCAUGGGCUGUCAUGCUAUGUGGACAAGAAACCUCACUCGAUGGAUUCUCUGAGAAUUAUCACGAUUGGAAAUGAACCAGUUGAUCCACGUUCUGUACAAGAAAUUCAAAACAAGUGCCCUAAUGCCACAGUAUUGAACGUGUGUGGAGGAACAGAAACAUGCAUUGAUUGGUCCCUGUUUAAAAUCCCUCGAAACUUCAAAGGAAAGGUUGUACCCAUUGGUCGUGCAUUACCUGGAGUGCAGUUGUACGUUCUCGAUUCGAGCAUGCAACCUGUUCCCAUUGGUGUACCAGGAGAGCUCUAUGUUGGUGGUCAUGGUGUGGGACGAGGUUAUUGGAGAAAUACUGAACUCACAGCGAAAAGUUUCAUUGAGAAUCCAUUCGCUACUGAAGAGGAGAGGAUGAAUGGCAUGAAUUUAAAGCUCUUCAAGACUGGUGAUUUGGUUCGUUUCUUACCUGAUGGAAAUCUUGUGUACUUGUCUCGAAUGGAUCAUCAAAUCAAAAUUCGAGGUUUCCGAGUCGAAUUAGGAGAAAUUGAGAAUGUCAUGAGACAAAGUGGAAUGAUUCAUGAAGCCGUAGUGAUCUUGAAUGAGGAUCCGAACUUUAGUCAAAAUAAGCAAUUAUUAGGUUAUAUUCUUUGUAAGGAAGGCGAGCAACGAGAUCGUUCCACAGUGAUACGCGAUUUGCUUGAAUAUUUGGAAAAGCAUUUGCCUUACUACAUGAUACCAUCUAAAAUCAAGUGCAUUCAAUACAUUCCCAUCACAAGUAAUGGAAAACUCGAUCGGAAAGGACUUCCAAUCAUUGAUGAUGACAACAAUAUUGACUCUCUGACCAAGUUUGAACCACCAGAAACUCAAGCUGAAAUCAAGUUGAGAGAAAUUUGGGCAAAAGUAUUGAAGACCAAAGCAGAAACUAUUAGUGCCCAUGAUAACUUUUUUGCUAUCGGAGGAAAUUCCAUCUUGAUGGCUCAAGUCAGGAGUCUCAUUAGUGAUGAAUUUGGAGUAUUGUUGGACCUGGCAACCUUUUUCAAAAAACGAACAUUGCAUUCUCUGGCAAACUUGAUUCAAUCCUCUUGUCCUGUUCAACAAUAA
Molecule: messenger RNA, 5514 nt
Organism: Naegleria lovaniensis
Lineage: Eukaryota; Heterolobosea; Eutetramitea; Acrasida; Naegleriidae
Exons: 1
Coding region: 1-5514 (1837 amino acids)
Biological process (GO): amino acid activation for nonribosomal peptide biosynthetic process; secondary metabolite biosynthetic process; lipid biosynthetic process
Cellular component (GO): cytoplasm
Molecular function (GO): catalytic activity; phosphopantetheine binding
Source: RefSeq, a predicted model, not a curated record